AUGACAAAUAAUAUCGAAAUAAAUAAUGCACUUCAUUCAAAUUUAAUUACUUCAACUAAUUGUUGUGAAAAGAAAAAUAAUUUUAAUUUUGAUAAAUUUAUUAAUCCAAAAUUAAAAUUAAAAUAUAUAUUAGAAUACAAUUGGAUUACUUUUGAAUAUAUUAUUAAUGAAUUAGCUAAUGGAAGUAUUGAAUUUAGAAAAAUUUUAGAAAAUGGGGGAUUCGUUGAAAAGAUCGAAGCAAAAGACAUAAAUGAUGGCAAAGGCUUUACUUCAAGAUUGCUUCGUUUAAUAAUUAAUAUAAAAUAUACAAAUGGGAUAUACAACAAAACAAAAAAUUUUUCAAACAAAUUUUCUUUAAUUUUAAAAAUUUUUGCUGAUGAGAGGAUUGAAAUACUUUUACAGCAUUUUUUUGGAAAAGAAAGAUUGGAAAAAGUUAUGUUAAAAUUUACAGAAAAAUUGACAAUAGAAAAUAAUAAUAAUGAAGAGAUAAAUGAUAAAGUUGUGUCGACAAAAAUUAAUCCUGUGUUAAAGGUAAAAAUUUAA
Messenger RNA from Meloidogyne enterolobii, 543 nucleotides. The record is from the annotation of a GenBank genome assembly. Lineage: Eukaryota; Metazoa; Nematoda; Chromadorea; Rhabditida; Meloidogynidae.